Molecule: messenger RNA, 1910 nt
Organism: Caenorhabditis sp. 36 PRJEB53466
Lineage: Eukaryota; Metazoa; Nematoda; Chromadorea; Rhabditida; Rhabditidae
Source: the annotation of a GenBank genome assembly
AUGACAGAUUCAGAAGACUCGGACGGCUCACAAAUCGAACAACCACGGCUAAAUUACAAGUUUUUUCCCAAAUAAAUAAUUUUUUUCAACAUUUCGAGGAAGGAGUUUUCAGUUUCCGAAACUCGUCGCUCAGCGGUCGAAACGAUGAUUCAGAGGUCGGCGGAUUCACGACGGACGGCGAAACUAACCGACAUACCCCGUAAAUUGCAAUAAUUGCAAAAAAUCGAAAAAAAAAAAUUGUACAGGGAGCGAAAACAGUCGAUGUUUCUGGAUCGGCGUGAGCUGGAGAAGAAGCAUUUCGAUAUGAUCAACGAGCGAAUCGUCGAGGACGUCACUAUGGAUCAACUUUACAAGCCACAUAGUCUGACCGUCCUCGCGCUUUUCAUCGCUUUUAUCGUUUAUAAAGCCGUUUAUGGGUGAAUUUUGUGCAGUUUCCCAUUUGAAAUAUCGAUUAAUCGUUCAGAAAAACCGAAAAUUCGUCGGAAAGGAACUUCUACGACGGAUUUCUGGGCGCCGGCGCACUUUUCCUGCUGCUCAGUGCGCUCACGUUCCCGAACGGACCGUUCAUUCGGCCGCAUCCCAUCCUGUGGCGCGUCAUUUUCGGCCUUUCCGUCAUCUACGUCAUCAUCCUUCAAUUCGCCCUUUUUCAGGACUAUGACGACCUCAAAAAGGUGAAAAAUGCAAAAUUUAUGGAUUUUCUAUGCCCAAAACCAUCGGAGGCGUGUAUUCUUGAACAAUAUCUGCAAAAAUGAGCAUUCUGAGCGCUAGGACGAAAUUUCAAACGAAUUUAUCCCAAAUUUCCCUUUUCCCUUAAAAACCUGUUUCUGUUCAGAUUCUGACGUGGCUGGAUCCGGAAGGACUCGGCCAGAAGAGCCUGGAAGAGAAGGAGUACGCCUCCGAUUGCUGGAACCUUUCGUUCGCGAAAAUCUGGAGCCACGUGGACUUCUUCGCGUUCUCGCACUUUGCCGGCUGGAUCAUGAAGACUCUGCUGCUGCGGCACUGGGUCCUCUGCUGGUUCAUCUCGAUCAUUUGGGAGUUCACCGAGCUCAUGUUCAUCGAUUUGCUUCCCAAUUUCGCCGAGUGCUGGUGGGAUUCCCUCCUGCUCGACGUGCUCAUUUGCAACGGCGGCGGCAUUUAUGUCGGCAUGAAACUGUGCAAUUUCCUGCAAAUGCGCCAAUUUCACUGGGAAAGCAUACAAAACAUAAAGUCGCGCCGCGGCAAAAUGAAGCGGUUCGCACUGCAAUUCACGCCCGAAAGCUGGAGCGGAUACGACUGGUUCUACAGCCGAUCCUUCUCGAAUUCCCUCCGACGAACCAUGCUUUUGACGUUUCUCGUCUCGUUUUGGCUGGUUAGUGAAGGCGAAAAAACCAAAUGGUGAUAGUUUGUUUUGCAGGUGGCCGAGCUGAACACGUUCUUCAUCAAGCACAUUUUCGCGAUCGACACGCAACACCCGGUGGUUUUCUGGCGCAUCAUCCUGAUCGCGGUGAUCGCGGCGCCGACGAUCCGCCAAUUUUACGUCUUCUCGACGGAUCCGCUCACUCGCCGCGUCGGCAUGCAGUCCUGGGUGUUUGUGGCGAUUUGUGUGCUCGAGUUGGCGAUCUGCGUCAAGUGCGGCGGCGACGUUUUCGCGAAUACCACGUGGCAAACUGUCGUCGUUUGGAUCGCCGUGAUAGUAAGCCCAAAAAAGAAAAACCGCCCGAAAAACACGUUUUUUCCAGAUAAUCGGCACAAUUUUCUGUAUUUUGGCCUCGACCUGGUACGCCGAACACUUUGGAACGACGGCCCGAGUGAUGGUGAAGGGACGGCGCCGCCUGUGUUAUUUGGAGUCGUCGCACGAGAAUCUCGGAAUUCUGCAGGACGACGUCAUCAAAAAACGAGAAGAAUAUUUGAGCACCUCGCCGAGACGAUAA